This is a messenger RNA of Mycena citricolor, 2355 nucleotides long. The record is from the annotation of a GenBank genome assembly. Lineage: Eukaryota; Fungi; Basidiomycota; Agaricomycetes; Agaricales; Mycenaceae.
AUGAAACCGACUCAAGGAAAGAGGAUCGAUCAAUCCUGUCACUGUAAUCAUGAUACCAUCACCGACAUUAUCAUCAUGAUGGACCUUGGCCUUGCCGUGCUAUCCCUCACGCGUUUCCUCGCCAAUAAUGCGCUUGCUGCAAGCUGGCUGUCGAGCACCCAAAAUCUCAGAUGUGCUGCCCUGAAAGACACUCUUCGAGUAGAGAACACUACCGUCGUGGAGGCUUCUUUCCUCCCAGCAGGAAGUACUAUCCCGGCGCACGAAAGCUGUCCGUACUCCUCCGGGCGCACAGCAACACCCCUCUGUCGCGUCCAAUUCGUUACCCAAACAAGCGAAGGAUCGUCGAUCCGCGCCGAGGCAUGGCUUCCUGACGAAUGGUAUGGCCGCUUUCUGGGCGUCGGGAAUGGUGCGCUGGGUGGAUGUAUACACUUCCUUCGCCCGUAUCUUCCUGAAUACUCACCAAAGGCCUCGAGCGCAGGUAUCAACUACGCAGAUCUCGCAUAUGGCUCUGCGCUCCACUUCGCCGCCGUCGGCUCAAACAACGGGCACGAUGGCAACAGCGGCGAGGCGUUCUUCCGAAACCCUGAGGUCGUCGAAGACUUUGCUCACCGCUCCAUCCACGUGGAGGCUGUGGUCGGGAAGCAGAUCACCGAGGCAUACUACGGCCAGCCGCACCGCAAAGCCUUCUACCUAGGAUGUUCGACGGGCGGCCGACAGGGAACGCAGGAAGCCCUCAUGUACCCAGAGGACUUUGAUGGAAUCCUGGCCGGUGCACCCGCCACUGACUUCAAUCAUCUCCUCCACUGGUCUGGCAUGCUUAGUCGAUACAUCGGUGCCCCAGGGACCCCUACGUUCCUGUCCGCCCGGGAUUGGAAACUUGUCGCUGAAGAGAUCUUGCAUCAGUGCGACAUGCUAGACGGUAUUCGUGACGGGAUCAUCACCGAGCCCGAUGCAUGCCUCUUCCGUCCGGAUGUACUCGCUUGCUCCACACGAGCCGAAGAUGUAACCUGUCUCUCUCCCGAGCAAGUCGAGGUGCUACACAAGAUCUACAGUCCGCUCUACGACAACGGCACGCUUAUCUAUCCGAGAGUCGACCCUGGGGUGGAGAUGCGCUACGCACGGAUAGUCCUCAGCGGGACCGUUCCUCGUUCUCUUCGAGAUUGGUUUCUAUUUGCUGUGAUCAAUGAUACAGCAUUCGAUUUUGGCACCUACGGACCAGAGCAUGGCAGGCUCAUGGAUGCGGUGAAUCCUGGGGGCGUCGCUACGUUUUCUGGCAACUUGACCGCGUUUCGCGAUCGGGGUGGGAAAUUUCUCACAUUCCACGGCCGGAUGGAUGGUCUCAUUGCCUCUGGAAACUCUAAGCGCAUGUACGACCUUGUGUCGCAAACGUUAGAUAUGUCCACACUGGAUCCAUUCUACCGUCUGUUUCUCGUGCCUGGGCUCGGUCAUUGCACAGGAGGUCUUGGGUCUCCCAACUUCGGGCAGUCAGGCGAAGUUUUGCCUAGUGCCGUCAAUGCAAGCUCCCACAACCUGCUUCUGGCCUUGGUCGACUGGGUCGAGAACGGCGUUGGCCCUGAACACAUGGUCGGUACCUCGGAUGAUGGAAAGAGGGAACGCAUCCAUUGUCGUUAUCCCAUGUCGAGUGUCUGGGCUCCAAAACAGAGGACAUGGCUCUGCAUGUAAUUCGGAUAUCUCCCCAUACGCAACCGAGUCUUGCAAGGCACCAUGCCACCAAAUUACAUGUACAUUCCAUCGAAGACACCCAGAACAGCCUACAAUCCCGCCACCAUAUACAACUACACCGUUGACUGUGCUUCAGUCGCAGCUUGAUGUUCGCGGAAUCUGUCUAUCAGGUCCUUGACUGUGUUAGGGUGGACCACAUUAUGCCAGUCUGUCCCCUCCGCCUUCGAUUUUUCAUAGGCAGCAAUAACAGUGUCUUGCCAACCAGUGCCUGCGCUAGGAGUUCAAUGGAAACGAAUCGAAUCAAAGCAUGCGACAUGCCAUAGUAGAUCUGGGCUUCGAGGAACUCUUCCGAGUUGUAGUCUUCGUCGUGAUCCUUGCGAGGUGCGACGCCUGCAGUCGUCCAAUCAGCUAGAGGCACUAGAAAACAAGCGAAGCCACGCACCGUAUGUGUCUUCCAUGACUAGCCUCCUACGACUCUUCAUCACCUCGUUCCGCUUCCUCGUCUUUGCGGUCAAGAUCAAGUAGAACAAGUUGCCGAUCACAUGGACUGCCUUCAUCUUGAGGUCCUCCGCGCUGCAUGAUUCGGCGUGGCGCGCUGCAAGACAGCGCUCGACGAAUUCGGGUGUGUACAACAUCCCGAGGUUCUUCGCGGUCGAACCGACGGGGCAGAUC